Messenger RNA from Gossypium raimondii (Peruvian cotton), 1731 nucleotides. Its product is annotated as receptor-like protein EIX2. The coding region runs from base 1 to 1731 and encodes 576 amino acids. The record is from RefSeq and is a predicted model, not a curated record. The transcript has a single exon. Gene Ontology annotation, molecular function: protein binding. NCBI's taxonomy places the organism in Eukaryota, Viridiplantae, Streptophyta, Magnoliopsida, Malvales, Malvaceae.
AUGAGUCCUGUUACAGUAACUUUCCUAAUGUUGGUGUUCUUAGAAUCUUUUAAACUAAGUUUUUGCGGCAGAAACCACAACGUGACUUGUAUUCAAAGCGAAAGGCAAGCUCUUUUGAGGUUCAAGCAGCAUCUCAAAGAUCCUUCAAAUCGACUAUCCAGUUGGACCAAAAAUGGAGAUUGUUGCAGAUGGGAUGGAAUUAUAUGCAGCAAUGUGAGUGGCCAUGUUAUUGAGCUCCACCUUGGAAGUUCCCGCGGUACCAGAAAGUUGGGAGGUAAGUUGAAUCCAGCUCUGCUAGAUUUGAACCAUUUAACUUACUUGGACCUAAGCGACAAUGAUUUCAGACAAACUGAAAUUCCAACCUGGUUUUGGAACAUGUCUUCCAAUCUGUCCUACUUCAACAUCUCUCGAAAUCAGUUCCAAGGCAACAUUCCUGAUCUACUCACAAUGACUCAACCUUCUGUCUUGAUAGAUCUCAGUUGUAAUAACUUUACAGGUUCACUUCCUCUUCUCUCCUCCAACGUGACCGCCAUAGAUUUUUCUUUCAAUUCCCUGUCAGGAUCAAUGUCGCAUUUCUUGUGCCACAAGCUGAAUGAGCCAAUGAAAUUGGAAAUUCUAAAUCUCGGUCAUAAUCUCCUAUCAGGUAAAAUACCUGAAUGCUGGAAGAAGUGGUCAAGAUUAGUAGGGAUCAAACUUUGUGACAACAAUUUUAGUGGCAAGAUUCCAGGGUCCAUGGGAGCUUUAACUUUGCUUCAAUCUUUACACGUUCGAAACAACUCUGUUGUUGGUGAAAUACCCUCAUCUUUAAGACAUUGCGGUGAAUUGGUUACUGUUGAUUUUGGUUAUAAUCAACUCUCUGGAGAUAUUCCAGGGUGGAUGGGAGAGAGGUUACCAAAGUUGAUAAUCUUAAGCCUUCACUCAAACAAGUUUACAGGUACCCUACCUGAAGAACUUUGUGCCCUAUCCUAUCUGCAAAUCCUAGACCUUGCCCACAACAAUUUGGUAAGUGAGAUACCCAGCUGUAUCAACAAUCUCAGUGCUAUGAACUCGGGAAAUAAUUCAGAUGACAAAAUAUUUUAUAGAACCUCAAAAGGAAGCUUUUUUGAGGAUAUUUUAGUUGUGAUGAAAGGAAGGGUUGUGAACUAUGACACUACUCUUAAAUUGGUUAAAACAAUGGACCUUUCAGACAAUAACUUAUCUGGUGAAAUCCCUGAGGAGGUGACAAGUCUUGCAGGCCUGCAAUCAUUGAAUUUCUCACAUAGUCAUUUAGUUGGAAGGAUCCCUUAUAACAUAGGAGCAAUGACAUCAUUGGAAUGUUUUGAUUUGUCAACAAACAAUCUUUCUGGUGAAAUCCCUCUAACAAUCUCAGACCUCUCUUUCUUGAGUCACCUCAACUUGUCCUACAACAAGUUUACUGGAAAAAUCCCCACAGGAACUCAGCUGCAAAGCUUGAAUGCUGACAGCUUUUAUGGCACCAAGCUUUUUGGGCCACCACUAAGUGAGAGUUCCACUGAUGUGAGGUUCGGCACCGGCGGUGUACCGAAAAAUCGAGAGGAUCAACACCAAGUUGACUGGUUCUUUCUAACCGUAGAAUUGGGAUUUUUGUCAGGCUUCUUUGGUACAGUGUUCUUAUUAAUGUUGUGCAAGUCAGGGAGAUUAGUACAUUUUCAAUAUGUGGAUGAGACAGGGCAUAGCUUAGGUCGCAUUAUUAGAAAAUAUAUUGUAAAGUAG